This is a messenger RNA of Suhomyces tanzawaensis NRRL Y-17324, 687 nucleotides long. RefSeq lists its product as uncharacterized. The record is from RefSeq and is a predicted model, not a curated record. Lineage: Eukaryota; Fungi; Ascomycota; Pichiomycetes; Serinales; Debaryomycetaceae. Bases 1 to 687 code for a protein of 228 amino acids. The transcript has a single exon.
AUGUCCCAAGCACAAGAACAGUUGGAAGCAAUCCCUGGCUAUGACAUAGCCAUGGAUUACUUUAACGACUACGCUGGCGAACACUUCAAUGGUAGAGAUCCCUACGAAGACAAAGAAGGCAACAAGGUGCGACUACCCUCUACCGCCACCAAAGAGGAACAGAAGGCAUGGAAGAAGAUACAACGAAGAGCGUGGAUGCACGAUAAGUGCUUCUUAGGAUCGUGUGGAGUGGGGCUCGAUUGUGGGCUAGGGCUAGCCCCAAUCGUAGUGUUGGUUCCUGUGAUGGGCCCUCUCUUGAUGUACGCCGUACACACUCGUCUUCUAAGCAUCGCUCAGGAGAGGAUGAUGUUUCCAAACAAGGUGGUGGCGAAGAUCCACUCGUUGAUCUUGUUGGACUUGGUGUUGACCUUGCCUCCUCUCAUAGGCUCGUUCUUUGGCUGGAUGAACGGGUGCUCGACCAAGACGGCAGCCACAAUCUUCGAGUAUAUGAUCUAUGUGGCAAAGAGGAGAGCUGAGAACAAGGAGCCUACCUACUUGGGAACAGGCCCUAUCAGAGACGAACCGCUAGGCACAAACCCUCCUAUCAUUCCAAGCCAGAGACAGCAUCAGUACUCCAAACCAGGCAAAAAAGCGAGAAAAGGGCACAAUCAGAUAGAGGUUGGGCAACAGCAGUCAGGGUUUGUCUAA